Lindgomyces ingoldianus is the source of this 831-nucleotide messenger RNA. RefSeq lists its product as uncharacterized. Bases 1 to 831 code for a protein of 276 amino acids. NCBI's taxonomy places the organism in Eukaryota, Fungi, Ascomycota, Dothideomycetes, Pleosporales, Lindgomycetaceae. The transcript has 4 exons. The record is from RefSeq and is a predicted model, not a curated record.
AUGUCGACGUUCCAACGGAUUCUCUCAUUAGGAUUCAUCCCCAUCCUUGCUCUUCUAGCUCUCCAGUUUUACUCUCCCGAGGCAUUCCAGUCUUUCCAAGAUGUCAUGUAUCCAUAUCAAAACCUGGAUGUCCCUUUCCAAUGGCGUCGGCCAAGAAUUGUUCAACUAAAAACGGUGCUGGCAGGUGAUAUGCCUAAUCAGCAAGAGAGUAUUCAAAUUCAAUUCCGAGAAUUUCGGGAGAAGUAUGGCAGCAAGAAGCCCCUUAUUAGUAUGUUCGAUCAAACUGUUGCAAGUAGUUACCCCAUUCUGCUAGGAGGACCUAGAAUCAUACCAGAUGCAAACAUCGACAUCAGCCUAGCUCCACUCACGCUUGAAUCGAACGACACUUAUCCUUUUUGUGUUGGCAAGGCACCCCAACAGCGUGGCCAACAGUCCGUACUACGGCUCAUGCUUUCCGCUCCGCUACGGUCACAAGACCUUGUACUGCCUACACCAGAAGAAUUAAAAAGUCGCGAUGAUGCUUUAGUUAUUGCAUCCUUGGUGGUUAUCGAGCCGGAAGACGUCCCGAAUCUAGUUGUGCCUGUAAAUGCGAGGGUAACGAAAUUUGUGCCAUACGAUUUGUUGCUACUGUUGCUGACUUCAAAUAUCAGACGGACGUUCUUGUUCCAAAUGGCGGAUACGGGGCAGUCCAACAUUGCCUUCGAGUUGGAAGGCCCAUGGUUGUGUCCGGGACUGGCUAAGACAAAACUAAUACGAAUGCCAUUGUGCAGUGGUCAGUGGUCGGAAUCAACCUUGGUGAGCGCCAGCCUGGCGCACAGAAGAUAUGGGUGA